This is a messenger RNA of Microcebus murinus (gray mouse lemur), 1664 nucleotides long. RefSeq names its product canopy FGF signaling regulator 3 (gene CNPY3). The record is from RefSeq and is a predicted model, not a curated record. NCBI's taxonomy places the organism in Eukaryota, Metazoa, Chordata, Mammalia, Primates, Cheirogaleidae.
CUCCGUUAGGGGGUGGGAAAAGAUGUUGCCAUAGGUCGCUGAGGCCACCAUCCGUUCUCUUACUGGCCGAGGCCGAAAAAAGACCGUCCUCUCAUUCGCUAGAGGGCAAACCCCGGGAAAGCUCAUUGGCUGCGGCCCCGCAGCCCUUCGUCCGCUUUGAAGGCGGGCUGAGGCCGCGAGAGGAGGGGGCGGGCAAGGGGCUCGCUGUUGCCCUGGUUACGCGGAGGCACGUGUGCAGUCCCGGAAGCGCAUCGGGGAAGCUGCUCAGCGCGCGGCCGGAGGAAGCGCCGCCUGGUCCGCUCGGGUCGGGGCCGGCUGGGCCAUGGAGUGGCUGCCAGAGCUCGCGCCCCGCUGUCUUCUGCUUCUCCCCUUGCUGCUGAUGCUGCUACUACUGCCGGCCCCGGAGCUGGGCCCGGGCCAGGCCGGAGCCGAGGAGAACGACUGGGUUCGGCUGCCCAGCAAAUGCGAAGUGUGUAAAUAUGUCGCCGUGGAGCUGAAGUCAGCUUUUGAGGAAACCGGCAAGACCAAGGAGGUGAUCGGCACUGGCUAUGGCAUCCUGGACCAGAAGGCGUCUGGAGUCAAAUACACCAAGUCGGACUUACGGUUAAUCGAAGUCACCGAGACCAUUUGCAAGAGGCUCCUGGACUACAGCCUGCACAAGGAGAGGACCGGCAGCAACCGGUUUGCCAAGGGCAUGUCAGAGACCUUUGAGACGUUACACAACCUGGUACACAAAGGGGUCAAGGUGGUGAUGGACAUCCCCUAUGAGCUGUGGAACGAGACUUCUGCAGAGGUGGCUGACCUCAAGAAGCAGUGCGACGUGCUGGUGGAGGAGUUUGAGGAGGUGAUCGAGGACUGGUACAGGAACCACCAGGAGGAGGACCUGACGGAAUUCCUCUGCGCCAACCACGUGCUGAAGGGAAAGGACACCAGCUGCCUGGCAGAGCAGUGGUCCGGCAAGAAGGGGGACACAGCCGCCCUCGGAGGGAAGAAGUCCAAGAAGAAGAGCAGCAGGGCCAAGGCAUCGGGCAGCAGGAGCAGCAGCAGCAAACAAAGGAAGGAGCUGGGUGGUCUUGAGGAAGACCCCAGCCCUGAGGAGGAUGAGGGCAUUCAGAAGGCAUCCCCCCUCCCACACAGCCCCCCUGAUGAGCUCUGAGCCUAAUCCAGUGUCUGCUGUACCGAGACCUUGACUCUGAAGCUGAAGCAUGGGGCAUGGCUCUAGCAGGCAGACAUGGCUCUGCCACCUUCAGGUCCUCCUGCCUUGGCUGUGCCCUCUUCUGCCAAGGAAAGACACAAGCCCCAGGAAGAAAUCAGAGCAGCCGUGGUCAGCCCAGGCUGGUCUUUACCCUCCACCGAGCAUUCCUCUCCCGACGCGGGCUUCAGGCAGGCCAUGUGGUUUCCGGACUUCAAGGACUCCAGCGUGAACUCAGGACGGCAGGUGUCAGAACUGGGCACCAGGACUGGAGUCCGUCCAGAGCCCGUGAGAAAGGCAUUCCGGGCCUCCACUGCCCUUGCUCCUGCCCGCACUGCUGCCCUCGCAGGGAAGCAAGACUGCAGCGCCCCACAGCUCCUCCUCGUGCUCACCCCUCCUGUGGACACCUUGCACUCUGCCCGGCCCUCCGCAGGGCUCACAGAGUAAAAACCUUCUGGCCUUUUGGUUCCUA